AUGACCUACCCUGAUGCGCGAUCGAAUGAUGAGUGGAGGACGGUACUCAACAAAGAACAAUUCCGCAUCCUCCGCGAAAAGGGCACGGAAGCUCCCUUCACGGGCGAAUACGAUAAGCACAUGCCCGACCACGGCGUUUACACCUGCGCCGCCUGCAACGCACCUCUCUACAAGGCCAACCACAAGUUCAAGUCCGGGUGCGGCUGGCCCGCGUACUUUGACAGCAUCCCCGGCGCCGUAACUCGGCACACGGACAACAGUUUUGGCAUGGAGAGGACCGAGAUUGUCUGCUCAAACUGCGGUGGGCACCUGGGGCAUGUCUUCAAGGGCGAAGGAUAUCCGACGCCCACGGACGAGAGACAUUGUGUGAAUAGUAUCAGUUUGAAGUUUCACGACAAGGAGGACGAAGUGGCUGGGAAGCAAGGGAAUGGGGAGGCGAAGUAA
Molecule: messenger RNA, 444 nt
Organism: Fonsecaea pedrosoi CBS 271.37
Lineage: Eukaryota; Fungi; Ascomycota; Eurotiomycetes; Chaetothyriales; Herpotrichiellaceae
Product: methionine-R-sulfoxide reductase
Exons: 2
Coding region: 1-444 (147 amino acids)
Biological process (GO): response to oxidative stress; protein repair
Molecular function (GO): peptide-methionine (R)-S-oxide reductase activity
Source: RefSeq, a predicted model, not a curated record